Plasmodium gallinaceum is the source of this 876-nucleotide messenger RNA. Its product is annotated as mitochondrial ribosomal protein S9 precursor, putative. The transcript has a single exon. Bases 1 to 876 code for a protein of 291 amino acids. Gene Ontology annotation, cellular component: mitochondrial small ribosomal subunit; ribosome. Gene Ontology annotation, molecular function: structural constituent of ribosome; RNA binding. The record is from RefSeq and is a predicted model, not a curated record. Lineage: Eukaryota; Apicomplexa; Aconoidasida; Haemosporida; Plasmodiidae. Gene Ontology annotation, biological process: translation.
AUGAAAUGGAUAAGUAGGUUAGUGGGUACAACAAAAAGAUAUAAUAAUAAUGUAAAAAAGAAUAUUUUUAUUGAAAAUAUAUGUCAGUAUAGCUCAAAAAAUGAAAUAAACAACAAAAAGAAAAAUGAAUACAUUUUAUCAUUAGAUGAAGCAUUAUAUUUGUCUAAAGAAAUGGGUAUUAAGACAACAACAGAAGUACAAAAAAUUAUUAUGAAGUCACCUCCUUUUUCAUCAGAUGCAAGCCCCUUUAUUAUUGAAAACUUUUUAAGUAAUAUAAAAAAAGAUGAUUUAGAUGAAAUAAAAAAAAUCGAUGAAAAAAUUGAAGAUUUGGAAAAAAAAAAAGAUGAAAAAAAAAAGGAAGAUACGUUGAAUAAUUUACACAUAAAUGAACACGAAAAUAAAAAUGAUAAUAUUGUAAAUAAAUUUCUAAUUAAUAACUUUAAUAAAAAAAGGAGCAAAACAUUUUUUCAUGAUAAUAAAGAGUGGUUGGAGGAAUCAGAAGGAAUAGGGACAAAUAAAAGAUCUUGUGCAUAUGUAUAUAUAAAAAGAGGUUCUGGUGUAGUGAAAAUAAAUAAUGAAGAAGAUUUAUAUAUUAGAUGGCCUUAUUUCUAUAAUAGAAUUGAUGUGAUGGAACCAUUUUAUUUAACAAAUACAGCAUGUAUAUACGAUGUAUUUAUAAAAUUAAAAGGGGGUGGAAUAAGUGGACAAUCUAAAGCUGCUAGAUUAGCUAUAGGAAGAGCCUUGCUAAAUGCUUGUCCACUUAUUUAUAAUGAUUUAGUACAAAAUGAUAUUUUAUAUGAAGAUAUGCGACAAAAGUUUCCUAAAAUGCCAGGGAGAAAAAAAUCGAGGUCAAUGAAACAGUGGUCAAAAAGAUGA